This is a messenger RNA of Neocloeon triangulifer, 1790 nucleotides long. It is a transcript of the gene spn-A, whose product is annotated as DNA repair protein RAD51 homolog A. Gene Ontology annotation, biological process: mitotic recombination; reciprocal meiotic recombination; mitotic recombination-dependent replication fork processing. Gene Ontology annotation, molecular function: double-stranded DNA binding; ATP binding; ATP hydrolysis activity. Bases 497 to 1519 code for a protein of 340 amino acids. Gene Ontology annotation, cellular component: condensed nuclear chromosome. The record is from RefSeq and is a predicted model, not a curated record. The transcript has 8 exons. NCBI's taxonomy places the organism in Eukaryota, Metazoa, Arthropoda, Insecta, Ephemeroptera, Baetidae.
CAUUCAUUUGUUAUGAUGAUUGUGCUAUACUAUGGCAUAUGUUUCACAUAUUUAUCAUACAAUUUAAUCAUAGAGUGGGCUAAUAUUAAGUUAUUGUGGCUUUUAAAAUUGAGUGUUUGGUUUUACACAUUCCAGUUGGUUCCAUAAUCGAAUUUAAUCCGUUUGUAUGCAAAACUUUGUAUACAAAAAUGUAUACAUAAAUAUAAUUAUAUUCAGGGCUAGAAGUAAAAAAUAGUGUACAAUUUAUUAUUUGAAAUUAUUUUUAAGAAUAAUAAUAAUGCUUUUAUUAAACGCGUUUGCGUACAACUACUAAUACAUACAUGCUAUACAUACUAAAUAGAACUAGGCGCACCACCUAUCGGUGGACAGUCAUUACAAUCAGUUUGAGCGUAUUUCAGCGGGAAUAUUGAUGAUCAGCCAUUUGAGCAAGGGAGGAAAAAGGCGAUCGAGUACAAAAUAAACAGUGACGAGGUUAUUUAAGAAACAAACUAUCAACAUGACGGCGACAAUGCAGAGGGAAAGUGCAGUCACCAUGGAGACCUGUGAAGAAGAAGAUUUUGGGCCCCAAGCAAUUGCAAAAUUAGAGGGAAAUGGAAUUCUGGCUUCAGACAUCAAGAAAUUGGAGGAGGCAGGGUACCACACUGUUGAGUCUAUUGCGUUUGCUCCGAAAAAACAGCUCAUCACCAUCAAAGGCAUCAGCGAGCAAAAGGCUGAUAAAAUUUUGGCUGAGGCUCAUAAGCUAGUUCCCAUGGGCUUUACUACAGCCACAGAAUUCCACCAGAAGAGAUCAGAAAUCAUUCAGCUGACAACAGGCUCUAAGGAACUGGACCGCCUUCUGGGUGGUGGUAUUGAAACUGGCUCAAUCACUGAGAUUUUUGGAGAAUUUAGGACUGGAAAAAGCCAGCUUUGCCACACUUUGGCUGCCACAUGCCAACUGCCAAUUGAUCAGAAUGGUGGCGAAGGAAAAUGUCUCUACAUUGAUACCGAAGGUACAUUCCGCCCUGAGCGACUUCUUGCUGUUGCCGAGCGCUAUGGACUUUCUGGGACAGAGGUGCUGGACAAUGUGGCAUACGCUCGAGCAUACAAUACUGAUCAUCAAACACAGCUUUUGGUGCAGGCAGGAGCUAUGAUGGCCGAGUCACGCUAUGCACUUCUGUUAGUGGACAGUGCCACAGCUUUGUACAGGACUGACUAUUCUGGCAGAGGCGAGCUCUCUGCUAGACAAAUGCACUUGGCUCGUUUUUUGAGGAUGCUCCUGAGAUUGGCUGAUGAGUUUGGAGUUGCUGUGGUCAUUACUAACCAGGUGGUCGCCCAAGUGGACGGAGGGGCUGUUUUUGCUGCUGACCCCAAAAAGCCUAUUGGUGGUAAUAUUAUGGCACAUGCUUCUACUACAAGACUGUAUUUGAGGAAAGGACGUGGAGAGACAAGAAUCUGCAAAAUUUAUGACUCGCCCUGCCUCCCUGAGGCGGAAGCUACUUUUGCCAUCAAUGCAGAUGGCAUCGGAGAUGCUAAAGAGUGAAGUGAACUAAACCGCUUAUCAACAUGUGGUUCAAGUGAUGCAUUGAUAAUUUCAAUAAUUUAUUUUCAAGUCAAAUAAUUGCCGCUGAGACAAUCUUAUGCUCCAAAGACCGGUAAAAAUUAAUUUUAAAAUAUAAUGAAAAAUGACAAACUUCAUACUUCUGUUCGUUCGAGUAACCAUAAGAAUUUUUCAUGCAAUUAAUUAUAAUUUUUGUUCACAACUGUAGUAAAAUUUAUGAAUAAAUUUAAAGAAUUAAGAUUCGCUUAAAAAA